Girardinichthys multiradiatus is the source of this 1049-nucleotide messenger RNA. RefSeq lists its product as uncharacterized. Lineage: Eukaryota; Metazoa; Chordata; Actinopteri; Cyprinodontiformes; Goodeidae. Bases 177 to 1049 code for a protein of 290 amino acids. The transcript is spliced from 5 exons. The record is from RefSeq and is a predicted model, not a curated record.
GUCAGUAUCAGGCAGGUUGUUGAAUAAAUUAUUCCAUUCGUAGAAAGAGUCGGCAUGGCAGCGCACCCGGGCCCCGAGCUGUAGCCAAGUGUGAGUGGGGCGGGGAUCCCUGACUACUGAGCCCGCAAGGUGGUUUUGGCUAGCCCUUCCCAGUUGGUAAACAGAUUCACCAACAAAUGCAGACAUGGAACUGGACUGCAACCCUUUUAUUCUACAACAUGACGAAAAACCUGUUGAGUAAGAUCCUGCCCAGUUGGGGUUCUCAUGGAGUAACCUGCGCCUGCCUGUCCCCGAGUCGUGUUUUAAGGAGAGUGGAAACCCAGAAACGCGACGCCUUCAAACUCAUGGUUCUUGCUCUCUACCUCCAAGCCCAUCCUCUCAAGGAGAACCGUCGGACCCAACUCAGAGGAGCAUUCACCGGCCUGUUCACCCUCCAUUGUUCGCCUCAAGUCACAGCGGAGAUUUUUCCCAGCAGAAGAAAGGACAGUUUUUCUAACUGGAGAUCACAGGAACUAGUCGGCUCACUGCCUGCCAACCGCAGAUGCUGUGGGGAAGGACUUAUUCCCCCUACCUCCUUACCCAGACUCUCACUCAAUAACUCCAGUAUUAACCCGCUUAUCCAGUUCCUGGUUCCCGUUCAUCCUAGCAUCUACUGCUUGAAAAUAAACUCUUUCAAAACUUUCUCUUUGCCUCUUGUGGUUGUGUGCCAAGCCACGCCAAGCGUGUCCAAGCCUUUUUUGUCUCUGCUCCACGUUUUCGUCCACUUCCUUCCUGCAAGUAAAUGUUUUUUGGCCAAGCCCUGCAACGACACACCUCAAGCCCGACUCAAGUCGCCCGAUGGUGCCAGCACCUACUCCAUGUGGUCUUUGCUGUCGUCCGCCAAAGUUACCUUGGCAACGUCUGACGAGCUGGAGGAAAGACUGGAGUGUUUAGCCUGUCAGCUCAGGAGCUUCAGACGGGCAUUUGAGGGUCAGCGCAAUGCUUCAGCUUCUGUUCCUGAGAGGUUCAAAGAUGAAGUACUUCCUAAUCCUGUUCCUGAGGUGUUUUGA